This is a messenger RNA of Drosophila navojoa, 663 nucleotides long. RefSeq lists its product as uncharacterized. NCBI's taxonomy places the organism in Eukaryota, Metazoa, Arthropoda, Insecta, Diptera, Drosophilidae. The record is from RefSeq and is a predicted model, not a curated record.
AGCAGCGCUUGUCCCAAAAAUAAAACUUAUAUGCGAGCAGACAAAUUCAUCUUAUCUUCGAAAAUCAUCAAGAAGAAGUGUUGAAAAAAGAGGAAAAGAUCAAAGCGAAUACAUUAUCGAAAAUGCCACUGCAGCUGCUUAAAUUGCUGCUACUGUUGUUGCUGUUGAGGCGCCUCAGAGCCGAGUCACCACAAUGUUUUCAUUUCACCUGGAUAGGACCCUACGACAACAAAUCGAACAUAGCCAAGGAGAGCUGCGACGCCCGAGUGGGUGACUUCAAUGAGAUACCCUGCGAAAUGCCCCUCGUAGUCACCCCCAACGACACGGUGCCGGAUGUGAAGGCCCUGUGGAGGAACGAGACAUUGAAUCGCGAGCAUUAUCUGUGCCAGAUGUCGCCCGGCUACUCCUGCGUCAAGUACUCCUAUAUAUUCAAGGGUGGCAUACAGAAUAUAACGUAUAUGUGUGCCAAGGUGAACAACAGCAACGGCUGCUACCGCGAAACCCAGUCGACGGGCAUGCAGGUGGAGGCUUGUGUUUGCACCUCUAAGCUGGGUCUGAUACCCUGCAAUUGCAGCCCAACUGGGCUGUCUCGACCCAUUCUGGGCUUGGCCAUGGCACUGCUCAGCGUUUUUAUUGCUGUUGAAUAAACAAAAAACUGAAAAG